AUGGGUCGUCCACGCGUAUUUUUCGACAUUACUAUUGGUGGGCAACCGUCUGGUCGUAUAGUGAUGGAGCUGUUUAAUGAUGUUGUGCCGAGAACAGCAGAGAAUUUCCGCGCUUUGUGUACUGGCGAGAAGGGCAUUGGUAAAUCAGGCAAGCCUCUUCAUUACAAGGGCUCAACAUUUCAUCGAGUCAUUCCAAAUUUCAUGUGUCAAGGUGGUGAUUUCACUGCUGGAAAUGGAACUGGUGGCGAAUCCAUCUAUGGGAAAAGAUUUGAAGAUGAAAAUUUUAGAGAGAAACACAUCGGGCCCGGUGUACUGUCAAUGGCGAAUGCUGGUCCAAACACUAAUGGAUCUCAAUUUUUCUUGUGCACCGUGAAAACGGAUUGGUUGGAUGGAAAGCAUGUUGUAUUUGGUCAGGUUGCAGAGGGUAUGGAUGUAGUACAGAAAAUUGAAGCUGUGGGUUCGCAAACUGGUAAAACAUCGAAAGAUGUAGUAAUUGCUGAUUGUGGGCAGUUGUGA
Molecule: messenger RNA, 516 nt
Organism: Thelazia callipaeda (thelaziosis nematode)
Lineage: Eukaryota; Metazoa; Nematoda; Chromadorea; Rhabditida; Thelaziidae
Source: the annotation of a GenBank genome assembly